This is a messenger RNA of Phycomyces blakesleeanus NRRL 1555(-), 542 nucleotides long. RefSeq lists its product as hypothetical. Gene Ontology annotation, cellular component: mitochondrial small ribosomal subunit. Gene Ontology annotation, biological process: mitochondrial translation. The coding region runs from base 49 to 276 and encodes 75 amino acids. NCBI's taxonomy places the organism in Eukaryota, Fungi, Mucoromycota, Mucoromycetes, Mucorales, Phycomycetaceae. Gene Ontology annotation, molecular function: structural constituent of ribosome. The record is from RefSeq and is a predicted model, not a curated record. The transcript is spliced from 2 exons.
ACCAAAAAAAAAGUUAAAAAAAAAAACGAAGGAAAGACCUUAACGACAAUGAAAUUGAAGCAACUCAAGGUCCGCCCCAAGAAGAUUCUCGAAUCGAGUCCCUGCGUUGUCGAAAUGGGUUCUCUUUUUGAGUGCUGGGCCACUUCCGGAGUAGAUGACAAGCGAUGCAUCGCAACUGCCAAAGCAUUGUCAGAAUGUAUGACAAAGCCUGUAUCGAAAGCCAAGCGUCAAAACACCAUCAACUAUCACUUGGCUCGUUUGAGCAAGCACUUGUAAAAUGGUUUAGAUUCCAUUGGCACACUUCUUCCUUUAGAAUUCAGUCACAUUUCAUUGAAAAAUAUCACCACACACACACAAACACACACACACCACUUACACAUGUAUAUGUAUGUAUGUACAUAUGUACGUAUACUAGCAAAAAAAAGUACUCCCGAUCAAUCAAAAAACCAAAAAAAUCAAAAAAAAGACCAGCGCCUGUAUAUUAUUAUUAUUUAUCAUUACCACCAUAAUUGCUACUAUUACUGCCACUAUUUUAUUCUCGC